UCUCUGAUCUUCUUAAGACGAAAAAGAAAGGACAUGGCGCACAAAACGUCAAAUUUUAUGCGCGUCAGUCAGUCAUUGUAUUGUAAGCAAAGAAAAAGAAAGGAAGAAGGAGCUUUCGAAAGCGAUUUUAUCUGGUGAACUGUGAUGAGAUUUGUUUGAUUUUCCUUCAUAUAAAGAAAGAUGGCAUGUAUUGAGAGUAUACCACCUGGAAAUCAUGAGUCCGAAAUGGAGGAAGGAGAAAUAGUGGACGAGUUUGAAGACAUAUCAUCAGAUGAGGAGUUGCUUUUGCGACAAAGGUUGCAUAUUUUGGAGACUUACAACAAUGUCCUAGAAAAGAAAAAAGCCAAGGACGUCUCUACACCUGGAAAAAAAAUUAAAAUAGAUUCUUUGUCACAAGACUUGUCUGAUAUCUCUGCAUCAGAGUUAGAAGAUAAUCACACAUAUCAAAAUACAAAUGAUAAGAGUUUUAAAUCACACAAACGCAGGAGAAGAAAUGAUCUCUUAUCAUCUAGAAAUCCAGGUAAAAUUAAAGAAAAGAAAAAGGUACACCGAAGACCAGUAAAAGUUGUGAGUGAAUCCAGCGAAGAAUCUGAUGAUGAGUACAGAAACAAGAGAAGAAAAUUGGCAGAUGCUGUUUUAGUUCACAAAGACAAAAAUGAUACAUCUUCUUUAAGUGCCAGAUUGAAAAAAAUGCUUUGUGGUCCUAAAAUUAUUGAUCCACCCAAAGAUAAAGAGAUAGGUAAAAAAGUCAAAUUACCUGAAGCUGAAAAAAAUUUACCUAUUGCAUAUACUACGCCUAUAGGGUCACCUAUUUCUGAUGAAAGCUCAAAUAUUAGUAAUGACCUAAAUAACGCUUUAAAAGUAGAUUUAGAUAAGCCAUCCAAUGACUGUGAAUUAAUAGAUCUAUGUGAAGAUAGCAGUGUAAAUAAUUGCGGUGAAAAUAAUGAUAACAGCCAUGAACUAGUUGAUUCUGUUAAUAAAGGUGUACAGGGUGAUAAAAUAAAUCAGGAUUCUGAUGAAGAUUUAGAAUUACUGAGAAAAAAUGCAUUAGAAACAAAGUCUACCAAAAAUAAAGUUCCAGAAAAAGAAAUAACAAAUGAAAACGAAACUGAAUCAAAAAAAUUUAUGUUACAAGAAGAUGAUGACAAUUACACUGCAGAACUGAGAUUGAUUUGUCUUAAAUCUGCUUAUCUAAAGAAAGCCUUUGAAAUUAAACGAAGGCAAAAGUUAAAGAAAAGGCUUUCUCAAUCUUCCAUUUUACCAGAUGAUUUUACCAUUGAACGGGAUAUUAUAUCAAAUAAAGUUGAUUCGCAAAAUAACACUGACAUAGAAUCUGUAGAUAUGGAGAUAGGUUCUGAUGGAGAUGAUAAGUUUAAGGAAUGUGGAAAUGAUAAAAAUUGUGGUACAAUUGAAGAUGUUGCAAUGAACUUAGUUAAUAAUAAUAUUGCAAAAGCUAAAGAAGAUGAAAUUGAAGAAGAUGAAGACUUGCUUCGUGCCAAAUUGCUGACAUCUUUGAGUAAAAACUUACCUAACUUGAUGGAUACUAGUAUUUUAGAUGGAAUAGAAGAAAUAACUGCUCCUGAGCCUAUUACAGAGUACAAUAAAAAUGUUACUCAUAAUGAUAACCCUCAACAAAAUAUAAUUCCUGAAACAAAAAAGUUUAUAAUUCAGCUUGGAGAGUCAGAUUCAGAAGGAGAACACGAAGCUACAAAAAACUUAACAAAAAUGCAUAUGAAGCAUCAACACAAAGAUUUUCAACAACAGUUAGAUUUGUUUUUGAAGAAAACUAGAAAGAAAGUUGAAAACCAGGAAAUUACCAGUAUUUUAGAACCACCAUUGAAUCCUCCUGAGAAAUUUGUACCAAAGUCGGUGAAGCAUUUACCUAAGUCUGAACAAAUUGAAUACAGGAAUUUAGUAAAAAGAAUGGCAGAAUUGGAAAAGAUGAAGCAGGCUAGGCAGGCUGGUUUGAGUUUAGUGAAGUCUGCACAGAUAAAGGAUACUCUUAAACCUAGAAACGUCACUAUGCUUACUAAAAUAACAACAAACAGUAAUUCAGAUGAAAAAAUUGCGUUAUCCAGAAAAAAAAUUGCAGAAGAAUCAGCAAACAUGAUUCGGUUAAGAGAAGAGGCAACAAAAUUGUCUCAAAAAUAUAAAAUAGUUGCAACAGAAUUGAAAAAUAUCGCGACUGCUAUAGCUUUAAAUAAAAAACAACAAAAGUCAGCACAGGUGCGGUUAUCUAAAAUUAGGUCACAACAUCAAAUGCUGCUGAAAAGUUCUACAUAUACACAUUUCCAAACUAAUGGUUUCUUGCCAUCUUUAAAUCGUUCCACUAACAAAAGUAUAGCUACAAAUAAACUACAAAAAGAAAAUAACCCAAAGAAAGAAGAAAUUUUAAAUCCUCAAAUGUUAAAAUCGGUGAAAGUUAGUAUUGUGAAUGAUUUGAAUGAAGUCGCCGUUCCAAACCCAAAACUGUCGGUUCAGUUAGACGUAACAAAUAAUAAGAAAGUUGUCAAAGUUCCAAAGUGUCCAAUAGAACAUACCAAUGAAGGUUUAGUUGAUCAUGAAAUUGAAGGAAGAGAAAUUAAUAUUGAAGCUGACAUAACAGUGUGUAAUCACCAAGAUUUAGACAAAGAGGAUGGCAAAAGACAUCACGAAACAUUAAAUAGCGUGGACAGAUUGAGGACCAAUGAUGUGGAUGACUAUAAAUCCCCCCUUCAAGCAUUAGAAACGGCAAAGUGUAUUCAUAGAAAAACAAGGAAAUGUGCAUGUUUUCAUUAUUCAUUACGUCACUCUCCAUGACACGUGGAUGGGAAUGCGUACGCACAUCGUUCUGCUGUGCGAUCUGGGAGGCGGACCCCAACGCAUUCCUCUGCCCAUUCGAAGUCGGGGGCAACUGCAAGGACCCCGACUGCAAAUACCUCCAUCCAAAGACCCCCUCAGUGCAAUGACACACAACAUAAACACUACACAAUCAUACACAUACACAACACCUACAAAUCGACAAAGACUCCUAAACUUUACCAUCCCACCACUUCCUCCCUGUAAACCGCGAGUGGAUCCACAGCGUUAUGUAAUGUAUAUCAUACAUCUUUUUAUUUUCUACUCAUAAAUACAUUGUUAAAUUUGUUUGCAUAACAUGUUUGUUCGAAACCGAUUUUAUGAUGGUGAUUACUUAUCAAUGUAGUAUAGUAGGAUAUACUUAUGUUAAGCGAACGAUAAAUAUGGGUUGGUAUGUUCAGCCAGUCAAGUUUACUUUAUUUUUAUUAUUACAUUGAUUGUUUUACACACAAUUAAAAAUAAUAUCUAUUUGCAAUCUAUCACGGCUGAUUUUAGUGAAUCAUUAAUGUCACUGUUCUUUAGUUUCCAUAUAGAUAUAUUUUAAUGAUUUUGUAUACAUCUUAGUGUACUUACUGAAACUUGCACUGAAACUAUUUUUUGUUUAAUUUAUCACAGUAUUUUUUUUGCACAAUUUUUUUGUUAAUAUAUGAGGUGAUUUGAUUUCUAAUAAAGAAAAUUAAGCAUGAGAAGUUACAUCAAAAUAAUCUUAAAAACCUGAAAUAUUCAAAUAAAAUAUACUUAAAUCACCUUAUGUAAGAACUUUGCCAGCCAGUUUCAAAUAACAAGUUUUUUUAGGAUUUUGAAGGUAGUUUAAUAGUCUUUUGCUUUUGCGAUUUUAACUCGUAUGUGCAAUUUUAGUUGGCGCUGGUCGUGUCGUGUUGUGUCACCGCAGUCUUCGGCAGUGGUAAGUUGCGACUAAAGUUAUUAGUGAGUUAGUAGUGUUAUAUACAUGUGAUGACAACGAAGUACACCGGGAAUGCAGCUCAACUGUGUGGUACGAAAACAUACUUUAAGACAAUAUAUAUACGGUUUAUAUUAAAAAUAUUGUAUACUAUGUAAAAAGUUAUGAUUAGAUGAAAAUAAAUGAUGAAUGAAUAAUUGUAAAA
Plodia interpunctella (Indianmeal moth) is the source of this 3944-nucleotide messenger RNA. Its product is annotated as zinc finger C3H1 domain-containing protein-like. The transcript is spliced from 8 exons. The coding region runs from base 181 to 2799 and encodes 872 amino acids. The record is from RefSeq and is a predicted model, not a curated record. NCBI's taxonomy places the organism in Eukaryota, Metazoa, Arthropoda, Insecta, Lepidoptera, Pyralidae. Gene Ontology annotation, molecular function: metal ion binding.